AUGGCUUCGAUUUGCCCGGUAUUACCAGUCUUUCUUGUGGUGCUCGCAGCACUCGCCACCACCUCCAACUCCCAUGGUGACGGUAACCUCACCCUCCGAUGCCAUCCAGACCAGGCUGCAACCCUCCUCCAACUAAAGAAAUCCUUCUCAUUCCUCCGUUACCCCAGCCCCCUUGAGUCAUGGCAGGAUGGUACUGACUGUUGUCUUUGGGAAGGCGUCGGCUGCAGCAAUUCCUCUGGCUAUGUCACUGCUUUGGAACUCGGUGGGUGUGGCUUGUACAGUCAGGGCCUUGACCCUGCAAUCUUCAGGCUCACCUCGCUUCAACUACUCGACCUUAGCAUGAAUGAUUUUGGCCUGUACAGCCUCCCAGCAAGUGGGUUUGAGAGGCUCUCCUUGCUCACCCACCUCAACCUCUCCAAUUCGGGUUUCCAAGGCCAGAUACCUAUUGGCAUCGUCGGACUUGUCAACCUUAUCUCCUUGGAUCUUUCUGGUCUUUAUGAACCCAAUGACGAUUCUGUUUAUGGCUAUGAUUCUGUUUAUAAUCUGCUCUCACUGCAGGAACCCAGCUUUCAGAUCCUUUUAGCCAACCUCAGCAAUCUGAGAGAGCUUUACCUUGAUGGAGUGGAUAUGUCUAGCAGCGGAGAUUGGUGCCAUGCUCUUGCUAAAUCUCUUCCCCAUCUCCGAGUUCUUAGCUUGAGUUCGUGUCAACUCCGCCGUCCUAUUUGUCCGUUGCUCUCAAACCUCCACUCCCUAACUGUGAUCAACCUCCAAGAUAACUUCUAUGAGACAACAGCUCCUUUUCCAGAGUUUUUCAUGGAUUUUCUCAAUUUAAGUGUGCUCCGACUUGGUUCCACAAAUCUCCAAGGGUGGUUCCCUUGUAGAACCUUUGAAUCAAAAACUCUACGAGUUCUUGAUUUAUCCUUUAAUGAGAAUCUCUCAGGGCACAUGCCCAACUUCUCCAACACAAGUUCUUUAGAGACAAUGAUGCUAGACGUGACCAAUUUCUCCUUCGGAAAACCAGGCUCUUUUAGCAAUUUCAAGUCUUUGCAAGCGUUAAGCCUUGAUGUGGAUUUUGCUUUUAUGGAGCAUCAAUCUUCACUCGGUAUUCACACGUCUUUACGACAUUUGGAACUCACCCAGAUGGACUCAACAAAAGAUUUGGGGCUAAUUUUGUCAUGGAUCGGAGACCUGCAAAACUUGGCAAGCUUAGAACUGAGAGGAUGGAACUUCUCUUGGAAAUCUUUUUCUUCAGUAGCCAAACUCAAGAACUUGAGAAGCCUGUCAAUGUAUUACUGCAGUUUCACCAAGCCAUUACUGCCGGCAAUUGGUAAUCUAGUAAAUUUGAGAAGCUUGGUGAUUCAUCGGUGCGAAUUGAAUGGUCCAAUGCCAUCUGCAAUUGGCGACCUCGCAGACUUGGAAAGCUUGGAAAUAACUGCUGAUGAUUUUUUAGGGCCAAUACCAUCUGCAAUUGGCAAUCUCAGAAGCUUGAAAAGCUUGGAAAUUAAUGCUCAUGGUUUAUUAGGGCCGAUACCAUCUUCAAUUGGCAAUCUUAGUAGCUUGAUAAGGUUGGAAAUUUCUGCUUCUGAGUUUUCUGGGCCAAUGCCAGCUGCAAUAUGCAAUCUUAGUAAUUUGGAGGCUUUGGAGAUUUACAGUUCUGGGUUUUCUGGGCCAAUACCCUAUGCAGUUGGACUACUCAAGAAAUUGACAUCACUAUGGCUUCGAGAGUGUAGCUUUUCUGGGAAAAUACCAAAUUCAGUAUUUAAUUUGACUCGCCUAAUUGAGUUAGAUCUUUCAUUUAAUCUUCUCAGUGGGGAAGUUCCAGCGUCUGUUUUCACUAUUCCAACAUUACAACACUUAGAUAUUCAAUCAAACCAGCUCUCUGGCUCUAUACAAGACUUCAACGCGACAUCUUCGCAUUUGCUGUCCGUGGACUUGAGCACAAAUGAAUUGACGGGAAAUAUUCCCAUGUCAUUCUUUCAACUCACAAGUUUGGUAUAUCUCGAUAUUGGCUGGAAUAACUUGGUGGGUUUGGUGGAUCUUUCCUUGUUUCGGAGGCUGGGAAAUCUCAUUCAUUUGACCCUGUCCAACAACAACCUGUCUGUUGUGGACAUGGAUGCAGAAGGCAAAAAUUCUCCGUCUACCUAUCUCCCUCGACUUAUGAGGUUAGAAUUAGCAAGUUGCAAUUUAACGGGAUUUCCAAGUUCAUUAACACACCUUAACCAAUUGUCUUACUUGGACCUGUCAUGCAAUAGAAUCAGUGGGCCUAUUCCAAAGUGGAUAUGGGUGACAUGGAACAUCAGCCUCACAUAUUUAAAUCUUUCACACAACUUUCUCAGCAUUAUCCAACUUACAUCAUAUGUUCUCCCUUUCGAUCGGUUGGAAACUCUUGAUCUCAGUUCCAAUCAGCUUCAGGGGCAGAUUCCUAUGCCAAGCCCGUCAGCAUUUUUCUUGGAUUAUUCAAACAACAAUUUCUCUUCAGUGCUUCCAAACUUUACUUUCUAUCUUGGCCAAGAGUUCAGGAUUUCUAAAAACAAGAUUAGUGGACACAUACCUAACUCAAUUUGUGAUUCAACUAUCAGUGUCCUUGACCUAUCUUUUAACAACUUCAGUGGGCAGAUACCUUCCUGUCUAAUAGAAGAUGGUUACACGAGCGUGUUGAAUUUGCGGGAGAAUCAAUUUGGAGGUGUGUUGCCUAACAACAUCAAAGACCAAUGUUUCCUUCACACAUUAGACUUGAACAACAAUAAAAUUGAAGGGCAGCUUCCAAGGACACUUACAAAGUGCUUGCAGCUGGAGUUCCUUGACGUUGGAAAUAAUCACAUAGUAGGUACUUUUCCAACAUGGCUGGGGAUACUUCCCAGACUUCGCGUCCUUGUCAUGAGAUCCAACCGAUUCUAUGGCUCAAUGGGUGGUGAUCUUCACAGCAAUGACAAUCCUGGGGAAUACUUCUCUAGCUUGCAGGUUCUUGAUGUUGCCUCGAACAAUUUCUUUGGUAAUUUGAGUCCAGAUUGGUUUGAGGGGCUGAAAUCAAUGAUGGCAGAGUUGAACACUACAGGUUAUAUUAUUCGUGCUGUUAACGGAAGUUAUGAAGAUCCCUAUCAGGACACUGUUGCUAUAUACUAUAAAAGCAUCUAUAGGACAUUUGAUAAGAUCUUGACCACUUUUACAGCAAUUGACCUAUCAAAUAAUUCAUUUGAUGGCACCAUUCCUGGAUCGCUUGGGAGACUUAUUUCGUUACAUGUACUAAACAUGUCAGGCAAUGCCUUCACCGGCGAUAUUCCGCAGGAAUUUGGCGGGAUGACUCAAUUAGAAUCACUAGAUCUGUCUCAGAACCAGCUUUCUGGUGAAAUUCCGGAGGCACUAACAAAUCUCACCUUUCUUGGUAUCUUGAACUUGUGCAACAACCAGUUGGUGGGAAGGAUACCUCGGUCAGGUCAAUUUUUUGGGACGUUUCAAAACAGUUCAUUUGAAGGGAAUCUGGGUCUGUGUGGACCGCCACUGUCCAACCCAUGCGGCAUUCCACCCGCUCCUCCAAGUGUGGCGCGUGGGGAGAAGUCCUCUCAUGUGGACGUCAUCUUGUUUCUCUUCGUCGGGCUGGGCUUUGGCAUUGGAUUUGCAGCUGCCAUCCUCAUGAGAUGGGGUCUGAUCGGCAAAUGA
Messenger RNA from Triticum turgidum subsp. durum (durum wheat), 3657 nucleotides. Lineage: Eukaryota; Viridiplantae; Streptophyta; Magnoliopsida; Poales; Poaceae. The record is from the annotation of a GenBank genome assembly.